Molecule: messenger RNA, 2329 nt
Organism: Sodiomyces alkalinus F11
Lineage: Eukaryota; Fungi; Ascomycota; Sordariomycetes; Glomerellales; Plectosphaerellaceae
Exons: 1
Coding region: 218-2113 (631 amino acids)
Source: RefSeq, a predicted model, not a curated record
CUACUGCUGCUACUCCUGUAUAACUGCAUAUGGUGGGCGUCAGGAGGGAUUCUCCGGGCCAUGGUCAGUUUCGCAUUUCGCGUGGGAGUCGAGGCUUGUUCGGGUUAUGUGUGGGAAUGGAUUAGGGCCAUGACCUACACACCGCUGCUUGGGUUGGACGGUGCUUGGUACUGUACAGAAAUUUUGCUCUUCCUCUCUUGAACAGACAAACAGGUAAAUGGAGAGGAGAAAACAACAAGACGAAUUCAUCGAGUGCCUCAGAAACAGUCAUUUCUCAACCUCCACAACCAUGGCCGAUGAAAGUGACCAAGAUGUCGAGGUCAUCAACCGCUACAAAGCCAACGUCUCCGGCUUCACGAUCGAGCAGAUCUCGAAGAGUCUGCUUGCCAACUACUGGCCCGAGGAACAAAUACGGUACUGGCACGCCCUUUUCGUCCAGUUACUGCGAAUGACGGCUAUAGCGACGAAGCUCCCGGAAAGCGUUUCAACCUGGGAUUUUCACAUGACCACCAUCACCGCCCUGUUUGGAAAGACUCCUUGCUGUAUGAGAUGGGCUGACUUAGGAUUCACGGACUAUGCCGUGCAGUUCGAGAGUGCCCUGCAUUAUGGGGACAUCCACCGUAACCGGCCUGUCCCCGUUGCUGACGACAUGGGAAGGAUCGGGAGCGUUUGCAACUCGGGGGAUAAAGAUAACUCUCAAGUCGUUGCUCGCGUCGACAUCGACGCUGUCGGGAGCGGCUCUUAUGGCGAAGCCCCCUCGGGGAGCGGUCGCAACAAAGACGAAGAAACGGCCACCAACAUCGAAGGGUCCUGCUAUUGGCCCCAAGUUGCUCAGCAGCUCAAGAGCCUCUAUGAUGACGACUGGGAGAAUGUGAAAAUGGAUUGCCCGGUUUGCUGGCGCCCUCUUGCCAUCACGGGAGAAUUCCACGACCAGGGCCGCGUUACCCGAGAAGCCGUGGCCCGGGCUGCCCAGAUACACGCCUGCCCCGAUGCACAACAUGAGGUCGGUAUCAUCCUGCCCUGCCAGCACAUCAUGGGCCUUCGUUGCUUUCUUGACAUGAUCAAUACCCCGACUCCCGAGGCAGAUGCCAAUUUCGACACGGAAUGGAACGAGGCCGUUGAUAGUGACACCGAAAUGAAUUCUGGGGAGCACGAAGACGGCAGUCGAGAGGCUGAAGAGGGACGAGUUGAUGACAUCAAUGAAGGCGAUGGCAGUCAAGAGACUGAAGAAGGACGAGUCGAGAACAACAAUGAUAACAAUAACGGCGAUGAUGAUGAGGAAGAUGACGACGGUGAUGACGACAAUCAGGAUCAAGAGGGCGGCGAUAACAACGGGGCCACCACUGAACACAUCGGCGCUCAGUGGAAGUGUCCCUUUUGCCGUUUUGUGUCAAAGCACGAUGACGAAAAGGGCUACGGCGACGAGGUGCCGAUCCCGAAGAACGCGGCUGCUCUUCAUGCCCUCCAGGCGGCGAUGACUUCCGAACGUGAGGGCGCUGCCGGCGAAGCCGAGGUGGAGACACAGACGGACAGUGGACAUCAAUCUCGUCAAUCUCAUCACAUGCAGUGUCUUCACCCUCGCUGCGACCACUGUCGCUGGAACAAACUGACCAGUUGGGUCACUGAGCUGCGUUUCAUCAUAUCUCUUCGCGAAGUGACCCGAGGCAUGGGCAACCACGAAACGGCGCGUGAGUCCCAACUCGGUGAAUGGGGACUAAGGGGUCGGAAUGGGGCCCAUGGAGGUAAACAGCAGCAACCGCGACGUCUUCUAGUGGGUACUAAGCUCGACUUUUACGAGCGCGCAAGCUACACUUCUCAUGAAGAGUUCUUCGCUUGGGUGAAAAGCAUGGUCCGGGCUUACAUGGAGCUUAUGGGUUUGCUGAUGAAGCGGGAGGGGAGUCACACGGCGAGGACUUGGGCUUCGGUCAAGCUGCCUUCACUGGAUGAGGUUCCUAUUAUUCGGGAUGUGUUGGGUGCUUUCCCUCCCAGCAAGAACAAUUCUUCCGAGACGAAUGUCGGGGAGAGAAGGACCUAUGAAGACCGUACACGACGUGCGGUUGUACGGAUUCUGACGAGGAGUAGGCUGAGUGGCUGUAGGGGUAAUGACAUCUAGCCAUGGGCUCGUUCUUCCAUAGGUGAUAUAUAGUAUACGAGGGAUCCCGAUCUCAGAGGGCAGAUGUCUAGCGUCCUGAUAGGGAUGAAUCUAAGCUCAGAAAGUAAAUUCUUUGCAGAACUGUAAACUGAUUUCAGAGAACUCAGGUCAGAAUACACAAAAGAAUCAAACUGACUAGAUCGGUUCAUAGAAGCAUGGUUCAGUUUCCUUCCCCAA